This is a messenger RNA of Fundulus heteroclitus (mummichog), 1858 nucleotides long. RefSeq names its product low choriolytic enzyme. The transcript is spliced from 9 exons. Gene Ontology annotation, molecular function: zinc ion binding; metalloendopeptidase activity. The record is from RefSeq and is a predicted model, not a curated record. NCBI's taxonomy places the organism in Eukaryota, Metazoa, Chordata, Actinopteri, Cyprinodontiformes, Fundulidae. Gene Ontology annotation, biological process: proteolysis. The coding region runs from base 508 to 1335 and encodes 275 amino acids.
CCCAAUUUGUAUAAUCUGAUUGAAUUGUGCCUUGAAAGUGCCUUGAGAUGACAUGUUUCAUGAAUUGGCACUAUAUAAAUAAAUUUGAAUUAAAUUGAAUUGAAUUGAAGGUUAACAGACAUGUGAUCGAAUGAAGUGACGAGCAUUGUGAUUUAAUCAUUUUAGCAUAAUUUUUCUCUUUUGUCUCUGGUAGUAACACUAUUGCGUGGCUUACUUCCUCUUUAAUGAUUAACAGCUUUUGUUGUGUUAUUUUUUUAUUUUUAUUUUUACAAAUCUGCCCACACAGAACAGGUCGGGCGUUAGUGGUUGACCUUAAAAGGAUCUCUAAGCCACAUCCUGGACUGCUUAUAAACAGAGAGGAGAUGAACAUCUGCUGCAUGCAGACUCUCGGUUCUUCAGGCAGACAUCUAUUUUAUUUCUCUAUUUAAACGCAUUUAUUGGCCAUAACUUUGAAACAAGACUUAUCAGAUUUCAAGCCCUGAGGUGAAACUUCUGAGAGCCGUCAUCAUGACUCCAGCUGUUCUUUUCUUCUUCUUCCUCUCAAUGAUGGAUGGCUGUCUGAGCGCACCAGCUGAAAUAAAAAAUCAAACGGAUAGGAUCACAGAUGCCAUCCCAGGACCCAAGCUUAACCUAAAACCCCCUGUGCUGCAUGGAGACAUUGCCGUACCAACUACCUUCACCAGGAAUGCAGACCCAUGUGCAUUCAAUGUCUGCAAGUGGCCCAAAUCGGGAGGUUACGUCCAAAUUCCCUAUUACAUCUCACCGGACUUCUCUGAGGCAGAAAGGAGAAUCAUCAAUCUGGGGAUACUGAGCUUCCACCAGCGCACCUGCAUUCGUUUUGUUCCCUGGAGUUCUGGUGUUCGAGAUUUCAUAUAUUUCUUUUCUGAACCUAACUCUAGGUGCUGGUCCUAUCUGGGUCGUCAAAGAGGAACACAGCACAUCAGCCUUGAGAAAAAUAGAUGUGUAUACUUCUCAACUGUGCAGCAUGAGCUUCUUCAUGCUCUAGGCUUCCACCACGAGCAGGUCCGCUCGGAUAGAGAUGAAUACGUCUGGAUUCUCUACAACAACAUUCAGCAAGACAAACAUUACCUUUUCGAAAAGCAGCCGACGAACAACUUGGGAACUCCCUACGAUUUUGGCUCUGUCAUGCAUUACAACAAUUACGCCUUCUCCAGUAACGGGUUGCCAACCAUCCUAGCGAAGUCCAAUCAUAACCUCGCCUUUGGAAACGCCAGUGAAAUGAGCGAAAAUGACAUUGCUCGUGUCAACAAGCUUUACAGAUGCUAUGGCUCAUCUAAACGGCAGAGCCGCAUGAAUCCAGAUGUGCUGUACUGAAAUACAUCAUUUUAAAGCAACAGCUUUCUCGCUAAGCCUGUGUGUCUGCAAUCCUUCAAGUCAGAAAAAUAGAAAAAGAACAUGUCAGUGCUUGAUUGUUCACAAUACAUUUUUUUGAGUGGUGUUUUACACAUUGUGACACUGUAAUGAAGUAAGUCGUUCUGUGUGAGUCCAUAAAUUUGUGCAAACAGGUCUGUUUAGUAAAUGUGAGCUUAUGUCUCAAUGAGACUACCUGCAUAAAGAACAGUUUAAUAAUAACAUUUUGUAAAGAAAAACUGGACAACAAUCUAGUAAAAAGUGGUUUUAAAAGUCAUUUAACUCAAAGGCCCCCAUAUUGUAAUAAAAGAAAAUGAAUUAGUGAAACAAAAAAGUAAAAACAAUGUUGAAAUUUUAUUUUUGAGCACACUGACCACUGAAUUUUAUAACCAGAAUGAAUGUGUUUAUUUUACAAAGAAUAAAAUUAUGUAUUGUAACCCAAAAGCUUAUUAUUGCCGCUCAAUAAACUUUAAGCAUUAUCAUUAAA